GCUAUGGACAAUGGUGGCUUCUCUUCAGGUUCUAAUUUCUUCUCCUCUUUUUCAUUUCAAUGUCACCGGAAAAAGAUAUGAGGAAGAAACUAAAGUUGGACGAUUCUGUUGUUGUUGAUGAGGAGAAAGAAGCUCAUAACGCUAUGGCCAAGUGGUUCAUUGCUACUGAUGUUAAUCCUAAUACCAUUAGGACCCGUUCCUUUGCAAAGUUUAUGAGCUUCCUCGACCCCAAGUAUCCUCCUAGUGUUUCUAAAGUCGAGAAUGAAGUUUUUGAGAUCUACGAGGAAUGUAAAGAGAAAGCUAAGAAAUUUUUCAAGGGUUUUCAAGGACAAUUAACCCUCUCUUAUGAAUGGGUGAUGCUUGGGAAUGGCUGGGGGGCUAGGGAUCACAUAAAAGGCCCUGUUUUGCAUGAGGAUUUCGUCUGUUUGACUGCUCAUUUCGUCGAUGAUAACUGGAAGGUCAAGAAAAGGAUCUUGGGGUACAAUAACAUUACUGACCAGGAUAUACCUGAGGAAGAUGUUUAUGUUUACUGUUUUAAGAACGUUGUUCAGGAUUUUGAGAUUGAGAACAAGGUCUCUACUCUUCUACUUCCUAACAGUGAGGGUUUUGAUGAAGAAACGUUAGAUCCUUUCAGGAAAUGGAUAGAGGAGAGAGGGAACAAUCAGUUCAAUCCUCGGGUUUUGCUACUCUAUUGUUGCUCUGAUCUUUUCCGGUUAAUGGUUGAUGAUUUGUUUACUGAAUUAAGCUCCUCGCUGCUAGAGGAUUUGCGUAUGUUGGUUGGAUGGGGAAGAUGUUCAGCAACCAACUGGAACGUCACGUUGUAUCAUCUGCAACAAGCUGUAGACUUGAAGUCUGAGGAUGCUUUCUCAAAGGAUGAGAUUUACGAUGAUUAUGACAAACCAUCUGAUGAAGAGUGGAUUAAGAUUCAAACUUUUUGCAAACUCACUGAUUGCAUCUAUAAAGUGGCCAAGGAGCUUUUCGAAGGAGAGUAUUCGACAUCUAACGUCUUCUUCCACCUUCUUGCAGAGCUGAAGGUAAUGUUGAACCAAGAGCUUGCAAAUGCUGAUAGUGAUUACUUUCUCAACAAAGCUAAGCAGAUAUUAGAGAGGUUUGAUAAGUAUUGGAACAAUAUGUUUCUGGUUUUGGCAACUGCUUCUGUAUUGGACCCUCGGUUCAAGAUGAAGUAUCUUGAGUUUUACUGCUCAAAGAAGGAAGUCAAUGUUGAAGGUCCCAAAGCUGCAACUGUUUUGGACUAUUUACGCAAUCUGUAUGCUCGCUAUGCAGCUAGUGAUAUCUGUCAGAAACCUAUAUGCUCGGUUGCUUCAAUUGACUCUGAAGAAGAAGACGAAGAAGAAGAAGAAGAAGACGAAUAUGAUGACGAUGAAGGAGAAGAAGAAGAUGAUGAAGAUGAAGGAGAAGAAGAAGAAAAAGAUGGCAAUGAAGAAGAAGAAGGUAAAGAAGAAGAACGUAAGGACAAGGAAGAGAAGAAGCCUGAUGCAUACGAGAGUUAUGUUUUGUUUCAAGAAUAUCUCAAGUUUGAAGAGUCUCCAAGAGAGCUUGGUGAAUCAGAGCUUGAUUCCUACCUCAAAGAGCCGGUUAUGGAGUGGAACAAAGACUUCAAAGCGUUGGAAUGGUGGAAAGAAGAGAGCCAAAAGUAUCCAAUCCUCUCCCGAGUAGCACGUGACAUUCUCUCAAUUCCAAUCUCACGUGCUACUUCGUACGAUGCUUAUGUUGUGGACAGAAGAGAGCCUCCUGAGUUUGUUGUCUCCAUGAAAUCCAAAGUUGCUAACGCCAUGAUGUGCAGCAAGAAAUGGUUGAGAGUUUGACGAUAAAGACAAAAUUGGUAAGAAGAUCCUUCUGUUUUUUCACUAGUAAGAACUUAAAAUGCUUUUGUGGCCUUUAUGAAACUCAAUAUCUCUGCUUUCCGUUUUAGUACUUUCGUUUCCCAUUUCUACAUCAGUAAACAUGUUUCUUUUCA
Arabidopsis arenosa is the source of this 1978-nucleotide messenger RNA. Lineage: Eukaryota; Viridiplantae; Streptophyta; Magnoliopsida; Brassicales; Brassicaceae. The record is from the annotation of a GenBank genome assembly.